UGAGGGGCCGGCCCGGGCGCUUUUGGCGCCAUCGCCGCCAUGGAGCCGGAGCGGCUGCGGCGCCGCCUCAGCUCCGCGUUCCGGCUGCGGGGGCUCGUCCUGCGCCCGGAUGCCCUGAAGUAUCUCACUGAAGCUUUCCAGUCCACCAGUGAGGGAGAACUCGAUGAUAUAAUUGAAAAUGUCAUUGAUGCAGUUGAAAAACAGCCUUUGUCAUCCAACAUGAUUGAGCAGCCCCUGGUGGAAGCAGCUGUCCAGGAAUGCAGCCGGGACCCGGAUGAGGCCAUAGAAAAUGUUUUCAACAUCAUUGGAGCCUUUGACAUUCCACGUUUUAUUUAUAAUUCUGAAAGAAAGAAGUUUCUGCCCCUGUCCAUGACUGACCUGCCUGGGCCGAGUUUGUUUGGGACUGCCAGGGACAAGGCAGAGCUGUACCGGGAGCGCUACUCCAUCCUCCAGCAGAGGACUCACAGACAUGAGCUGUUCACUCCUUCACCAGUUGUUGCUCAUCCUGAUGACAGCAAGAGCAAAUUCCAGCUGAAGACAGUGGAAACUCUCUUGGGCAAUACAGCUAAAGUGGGAGAAGUGAUUGUGCUUGGGAUGAUCACUCAGCUCAAGGAGGGGAAGUUUUUCCUAGAAGACCCCACAGGAGUGGUCCAGCUAGACCUCAGUAAAGCACAGUUCCACAGUGGGUUGUACACUGAAUCCUGCUUUGUCCUGGCAGAAGGCUGGUAUGAAGAUGAAGUUUUCCAUGUGAACGCUUUUGGAUUUCCGCCCACUGAGCCUUCUGCUACCACGAGAGCCUUCUAUGGCAAUAUCAACUUCUUUGGAGGACCUUCCUCAUCCUCAGUAAAGGCUUCUGCAAAGCUGAAGCAGCUGGAAGAGGAGAAUGAAGAUGCCAUGUUUGUGUUUGUGUCUGAUGUGUGGCUGGACCAAGCAGAAGUGCUGGAAAAGCUUCACAUGAUGUUUGCAGGUUAUUCCUCUGCACCUCCCACCUGCUUUUUCUUCUGUGGAAAUUUUUCAUCGGCGCCAUAUGGCAAAAAUCAAAUCCAGUCCCUGAAAGGUUCUUUGAAAGCUCUGGCAGAUAUUAUCUGUGAACAUCCCAGCAUCCAUAAAAGUAGUCGGUUUGUGUUUGUCCCUGGUCCUGAAGAUCCUGGGCCUGGUUCUAUUUUACCAAGGCCUCCCCUGGCUGAAAAUAUCACUCAGGAAUUCAGACAGCUGGUGCCAUUUUCAUUUUUCACCACAAAUCCCUGCAGGAUUCAAUACUGCACCCAAGAAAUCAUUAUUUUUCGGGAGGAUUUGAUCAACAAAAUGUGCAGGAACUGUGUUCGCUUCCCCAACAGCAACAUGGACAUUCCCAGCCAUGUGAUUUGUGAAGACCAUUUUAUUCCAGGGGUUAAAUACUCCAAAUGCUUCAAACCAAGUGUUUGUGGCUUUUCUUCUUUUUUUUUUAUUUUUGCAGUUUGUAAAGACCAUUUUAUUCCAGGGGAAUAAAUGUUUCAAACCAAGUUAUGGGGUUUUUUAAAAUUUUUUUAAGUUUUGCAGUUUGUAAAGACCAUUUUAUCCCAGGGGUUAAAUACUCCAAGUGUUUCAAACCAAGGUUUUGUGGUUUGUUUUGGUGGUUUUUGUUUGUUUGCUUGUUUACUGGGGUUUUUUUUGGUUUUUUUUCAGUUUGUGAAAACCAUUUUAUUCCAGGGGUUAAAUACUCAAACCAAGUGUUUCUGUUUUUUGGGGUUUUUUUUGGGUUUUUUUUUUUUUGUAAAGACCAUUUUAUCAUAGGGUGGAGAAAUACUUCAAAUGUUUCAAACUAAGUGUUUGUGGCAUUUUUUUUUUUCUUUUUGCAGUUUGUGAAGACCAUUUUCUCCCUAUUCCAAAUGUUUCAAACCAAGUGUUUGUAAUUUUUUUUUUCAUUUUGUGAAGAUCAUUUUAUCCCUAUUCCAAAUGUUUCAAACCAAGUGUUUGUGUUUUCUUUUACCUUUUGUAAUUAGUGAAGAUCAUUUAAUCCCUAUUCCAAAUGUUUCAAACCAAGUAUUUCUGUUCUUUUUUUCUUUUUGCAGUUUGUGAAGACCAUUUUCUCUCUAUUCCAACUAUUUCAAACCAAGUAUUUCUGUUUUCUUAUCUUUUUGCAGUUUGUGAAGAUCAUUUUAUGUCUAUUCCAAACAAAUGUUUCAAACCAAGUAUUUGUUGUUUUUUUUUUCUUUUGCAGUUAGUGAAGAUAAUUUUCUCCCUAUUCCAAAUAUUUCAAACUGAGUAUUUCUGGUUUUUUUUUUUCC
Catharus ustulatus (Swainson's thrush) is the source of this 2267-nucleotide messenger RNA. RefSeq names its product DNA polymerase epsilon 2, accessory subunit (gene POLE2). Lineage: Eukaryota; Metazoa; Chordata; Aves; Passeriformes; Turdidae. Gene Ontology annotation, cellular component: epsilon DNA polymerase complex. The coding region runs from base 40 to 1488 and encodes 482 amino acids. Gene Ontology annotation, molecular function: DNA binding. Gene Ontology annotation, biological process: DNA-templated DNA replication; error-prone translesion synthesis. The record is from RefSeq and is a predicted model, not a curated record. The transcript is spliced from 17 exons.